Molecule: messenger RNA, 1408 nt
Organism: Myzus persicae (green peach aphid)
Lineage: Eukaryota; Metazoa; Arthropoda; Insecta; Hemiptera; Aphididae
Exons: 7
Coding region: 230-1285 (351 amino acids)
Biological process (GO): regulation of receptor-mediated endocytosis
Cellular component (GO): endoplasmic reticulum; endomembrane system
Molecular function (GO): receptor antagonist activity; low-density lipoprotein particle receptor binding; heparin binding
Source: RefSeq, a predicted model, not a curated record
AGUCAAUUCACUAAUCUAUGGCCAUGAAAAUAAUAAUAUAAUAAUAUGAUUUAUGAUAAACGAUAAUAUUAAUAUUUUAAAAUUUGACAUUUUGUUGUUUGCUCUCUAAACCGUGUACCUGACACUAUUUUUAUACAAUCCUUUUUUUUUAGAUGUUAUAGUUGUAUUACUAACGUUGAUACUUAUCAAUUAUUGCAUUUCAUUUUAUUGUUUUUGUAUUUCAAGAACCAUGGGAAAAAGAACAGUUUUAAUUAUUCUAUUUCUAUGCUAUUAUGUAAGUGCAUAUUCACGUUCAGACGAAAACGAAACGUUGAAAAAAAAACUAUCCUUAAACAAUGAACCAGAAUUCAAUGUUCGGCAACUUAAUAAACCAUUCAAAAUUAAUAAACUAAAUUUAGUUUGGAGCAAAGCUAAACAGAGAUGUUCAGAACCGGAAUUGAGAUCAUUAUUAUCAGAAUUGCGAAUUCAUGAUGAAGACGAGCGAGAACUUAAGAUCUACAAAACCAAAAAUUUAGAUAAAGAUGGGGAAAUGGAAUCUAUUGUCCGAAAAAAACUCUUAGGUAUAUUGGAAAGAUACAAGUUAAGCUAUCAUUUUGAUGAUAGUGUGAAUGAAUCUCAAAUUAAUCAUACACAUUUUGAAACUCAAGAUCGUGUUUCUGCAGAUUCAUCUAAAGUUGUUGAUAAAUAUUUAUUACAUGAUAAACGAUUAAAUCAAUUAUGGGACCAAGCUAAACAAUCUGGUUUUACAAAUAUUGAGCUAAUAGCGCUGAAAGAUGAAUUUUUAAGCCACCAAAAUAAAAUUGAUGAAUUUUAUUCAUUGACAAAUGAAAUUGAACACAUGCAAAAUGAUAUACCCAUUGCGAUUUCAAAAAAAGGAUUAAAAGAUGAUUUCAAUUCAUUACACGAAUCUCAAGAUUUUACAGAUUUCAGUCAUAAACAAAGAAACUUACAAAAUCGAGUACGUGAUAUAAAAGAUAGCUUUGAUCGUCUUCAUCGGCUAUCACUCACCGGUCCAAAUAGUGAAGAGUUUGUGGAACCUAAAGUACAAGAAAUCUGGAUUAAAGCUCAAGAAACAAAUUUUAGUAAAGACGAACUGAUAUUUCUGCAUGAUGAAUUAAAAGAAUAUGAGCGACGGUUAUUAAAACUACGACAUUUUAAUGUGGAUCUAGCAGCUGGAAAUGAACAUGAUGAUAUUGAAAAAAAAAUUAAAAAAGAGAGUAGAAAUGUGCAAAAGCUACACAAAAUACUGGAAGACAAAAUACAAAAACGGAGGGAAGAAUUAUAGACUUAUAAUACUGUUGCCACUACUGGACAAAAUUAUAUUUUUAAUUUUUUAUAUUUAUUCAUACUUAUUGUUAAUAUUAAUUUUAUAUCAAUAGCAACUAGACUUCACUAAAUAUUGUUUGUA